Molecule: messenger RNA, 1529 nt
Organism: Acipenser ruthenus (sterlet)
Lineage: Eukaryota; Metazoa; Chordata; Actinopteri; Acipenseriformes; Acipenseridae
Product: GTP-binding protein SAR1b
Exons: 7
Coding region: 389-1102 (237 amino acids)
Biological process (GO): membrane organization; intracellular protein transport; vesicle organization
Cellular component (GO): COPII vesicle coat; endoplasmic reticulum exit site
Molecular function (GO): GTPase activity; GTP binding
Source: RefSeq, a predicted model, not a curated record
GGAAUGGCACUCCUUCUAAUGAUAAAAUAGAUCCGUUAAGAUGGGCUUGCCCUGAAAUCCACUUGUCCCUGAUUGAAUCAAGAGUCUAAUUUUAAGAGGCAUUGGGAGAGGAGGACUAAGAUAUUGAAUGUUUUUUUUUCUACUUUUUUGAUUUAGUUAGAAGGCUGGAGAUUAGUGAGGUUCUCGUUAAAAGCUGCUUAAGCUUUUAUCAGACUUUGCCCUGCUCUGAAUUGAACACUUGUGUAAUUUUCCAUGCAAAUGCUAACCUUUUAGCAAUGCCAUGGCUACUGAAAUUGUUAUUUCAAGAGUAACAAUUGAGAAAUAUUUAAAUCUCGUUUACAAUGCAUGUGUGAGUAAAAACAAAAUAUCAAAUAAUGAAGAGUGAAAAAUGGAGAGUAUGAUACAGAUUCAGGGAACAGCAGCUGAGGCUUCACAAUAUCCGGAUAUGUCCUUCAUAUUUGAUUGGAUUUACAGUGGUUUCAGUAGUGUACUGCAGUUUCUUGGACUGUACAAGAAGUCAGGCAAAUUAGUAUUUCUUGGAUUGGACAAUGCUGGCAAGACGACGUUAUUGCACAUGCUUAAAGAUGACAGAUUGGGUCAGCAUGUGCCAACUUUACAUCCAACCUCUGAAGAGCUGACGAUUGCUGGCAUGACGUUUACAACCUUCGAUCUGGGUGGCCACGCUCAAGCUCGUAGAGUUUGGAAAAACUACCUCCCUGCCAUCAACGGUAUUGUCUUCCUAGUGGACUGCGCAGACUUACUCAGACUGGCUGAGUCCAAAACAGAACUCGAUGCACUCGUAACAGAUGAAACACUGUGUAACCAUCAUUCACACACUGUGCUUUCUGUUCAGGCACUCGUAACAGAUGAAACUGUUGGAAACGUGCCUAUCCUGGUCCUUGGGAACAAGAUUGACAGACCUGAAGCCAUCAGUGAAGAGAGGCUACGAGAGGUGUUUGGAUUAUACGGACAGACAACGGGCAAGGGCAAUGUCCCCCUGAAGGAGCUCAAUACAAGACCACUAGAAGUGUUCAUGUGCAGUGUGCUGAAGAGACAGGGCUAUGGCGAAGGCUUCCGCUGGCUGGCACAAUACAUUGACUGAAUUCAUGGCACAGGAGUUCUCAUUAUGUUUGAUCAUCUGUCUGCUUAGAAAGUCAAAACAUGUACAACUUGAACCCAAUAUGACUUUUAUUGGUUGAACAUUUGAUUAUAAAUUUUUCACAUUUUUCUAGGACAAUAGUCUAGCAUCGGCUGAUAAUUUUUCCCCAGUAGUGUGUGUGUGUGUGAAUGUUGCAACAUGUUAACUGUAACCCCACUGGAUAGCUUCUUUUUUAACAUCACUUUCUUGGCUCUGUUUCCCAGCCCUGUUUUGAAGAGUGGGUGAUGUAGUGCUAUGCAUUUGAAUGCACUUUUUAACAGGAUAGACUACAGACACGUGACUAGUAUUUAAUAAACAUCAUGUACAAUUUUUAUGUUCUAUUUUUUUGGAAAUGUUUUGUUCAAUAAACCUAGAAUAUGUAACCACCCAU